AGGGCUCCCCAGCUCCGAUCUGACGGUCGCGGCGGCGGCGGCGGCCACAGCGGCAGCGGGAGCGGGAGCGGCGCGGGGAAGGAGCUCCGGCUCGCAGCCCUCCGGCCCUCGCCCCCACCCAGCGCCAGCCAGACGGGGGAGGCAGAGCGCCAGAGGGUGGCGGUCCUCGGCCUCCCGGGUCUCCGCUCCGGGAAGCUGCUCCGAGCCGGGGUGUUGUUGCUAAUGAGCUCCCUCUUCCCUUCUUACAAUGAAAGACAAGCCAGACCCCGGGUACCUGGAUGGAUUGGGAGCUGAAGUCUCAGAAACUUCCUAAUAAGUUGCCACUGGCUACCAGCCAGGGUCAGCUGCCCCCCCCCCAUUAGUGCCUGUUCCCCACCAAAGCGGAGCCAAAUAAGCUUCUCCCCCGUUAACACCUCAGUAGCUUUGUUAUGUUUCAGUCCAGCUGCACAAUUGUUGUCACGUUCAGCCCACAUGAAAAGAAAUCUCUUUUAUUGGUCUGAGAUGCCAAGUCCAGUCCCGUAGAGGGAACAUGUUCACGGCUAACUGGUAAACCUCCUGAUCUUAUUUUAUCUUUACAACGCAGGCCGGAGGGCUGUUUUGCAGUUGUGUUGAGCACAUCACACAUUAAGGGCCCUUUAAAGACCUGGAUUGAUUGGAAGGACAAAAAUUAAAAGCAAUCUGAUCCGGCCUCGUGCCAGAUCCCUGAGGAUUUUCUCCCUCUCCCGUUUCUAGCCACUGUCACAAUUUGAGAGUCUGCCUGAUUUGAUCAGAUUCACCUCUGGGAGAGGUGUGAUGCCAAGGUUAGGAGGACACAAAGUUGUGGGCAACUUCUUGAUCUGCCCAUCAGCAGUCUGAGAAACGCUGGCUCUGAGUUUUCCAUAUCGGCUUUUUGGAAAAAACAAGUCCCUCGCUGUUUGCAACCUGGCAGUCCCUGGGACAUCCGGCCUCCGUCGCCUGGUAGAUGUGACAUUUCCAUGCUGAGGCUGCCUGACCCAGUCGCCGCCUCUCCAGGCCCCUUCCGGGCCGCACCCCUGCGGACUGCGCCGCCAUGCUGCACCUGCUGGCUCUUUUCCUGCACUGCCUCCCACUGGCCUCUGGGGACUACGACAUCUGCAAAUCUUGGGUGACCACGGAUGAAGGCCCCACUUGGGAGUUCUAUGCCUGCCAGCCCAAGGUGAUGCGCCUCAAGGACUACGUCAAGGUGAAGGUGGAGCCCUCGGGCAUCACGUGCGGAGACCCCCCUGAGAGAUUCUGCUCCCAUGAGAACCCCUACCUGUGCAGCAACGAGUGUGACGCCUCCAACCCGGACUUGGCCCACCCGCCCCGGCUCAUGUUCGACCGGGAGGACGAGGGCCUGGCCACCUACUGGCAGAGCGUCACGUGGAGCCGCUACCCCAGCCCCCUGGAGGCCAACAUCACCCUCUCGUGGAACAAGAGCGUGGAGCUGACGGACGACGUGGUGGUGACCUUCGAGUACGGCAGGCCCACCGUCAUGGUCCUGGAGAAGUCGCUGGACAACGGGCGCACGUGGCAGCCCUACCAGUUCUACGCGGAGGACUGCAUGGAGGCCUUCGGCAUGCCAGCCCGCCGGGCCCGCGACCUGUCAGCGUCGGGCGCCCACCGGGUGCUCUGCACCGAGGAGUACUCGCGCUGGGCCGGCUCCAAGAAGGAGAAGCACGUGCGCUUCGAGGUGCGCGACCGCUUCGCCAUCUUCGCCGGCCCCGAGCUGCGCAACAUGGACAACCUGUACACGCGGCUGGAGAGCGCCAAGGGCCUCAAGGACUUCUUCACCCUCACCGACCUGCGCAUGCGCCUGCUGCGCCCGGCGCUGGGGGGCACCUACGUGCAGCGGGAGAACCUCUACAAGUACUUCUACGCCAUCUCCAACAUCGAGGUCACGGGCAGGUGCAAGUGCAACCUGCACGCCAACCUGUGCUCUGUGCGCGAGGGCAGCCUGCAGUGCGAGUGUGACCACAACACCACCGGCCCCGACUGCGGCAAGUGCAAGAGGAGCUUCCGCACGCGGUCCUGGCGGGCUGGCUCCUACCUGCCGCUGCCCCAUGGCUCGCCCAACGCGUGUGCAGCUUGUUUCUCAUCUCUCCAAGCUGCGGGCUCGUCCGCUGCUGUCCUUGGCCCUGUCAAGGCCUCCAAACUUUUCCAGCUCAGGCCCAAAUCUCCUCAAGUGAUGCCUAUUGAAGAAUUCCAAGACUGCGAGUGCUACGGCCACUCCAAUCGCUGCAGCUACAUCGACUUCCUGAACGUGGUGACCUGUGUCAGCUGCAAGCACAACACCCGAGGCCAGCACUGCCAGCACUGCCGCCUGGGCUACUACCGCAACGGCUCGGCCGAGCUGGACGACGAGAACGUAUGCAUUGAGUGUAACUGCAACCAGAUCGGCUCCGUGCACGACCGGUGCAACGAGACCGGCUUCUGCGAGUGCCGCGAGGGCGCGGCGGGGCCCAAGUGCGACGACUGCCUCCCCACGCACUACUGGCGCCAGGGCUGCUACCCCAACGUGUGCGACGACGACCAGCUGCUGUGCCAGAACGGCGGCACCUGCGUGCAGAACCAGCGCUGCACCUGCCCGCGCGGCUACACCGGCGUGCGCUGCGAGCAGCCCCGCUGCGACCCCGCCGACGACGACAGCGGCCUGGACUGCGACCGCGCGCCCGGGGCCCCGCGCCCCGCCACCCUGCUCGGCUGCCUGCUGCUGCUGGGGCUGGCGGCCCGCCUGGACUGCUGAGCCCGCCGGAGGACCCCCGGCCGGGUGGGCUGGUCCACGAGCACCGCCGCGCCCUGCGCCCUGCGCCCGGGGAGCUGGGGGCCCCGG
Sus scrofa (pig) is the source of this 2830-nucleotide messenger RNA. The record is from RefSeq and is a predicted model, not a curated record. NCBI's taxonomy places the organism in Eukaryota, Metazoa, Chordata, Mammalia, Artiodactyla, Suidae.